UGAUGAAGGCAUCGUUAUGAACCGAGACGUGUGUUUCUUCACCUACUCGCUGGCUGGCUGCGAGAACGUUUGGGUAGGGACACAGUCUCCCCUGGGAGACACGACUGUCCCUGGGACCCACCAGAGGGACGCCGGAGUCCCUGAUGCACCAGAUAACGGAAAUAGAGAGGUCAGGGGAGGGACGCUGGAGGCUGCCGCGUUCACAAUCAAAGAACGACCUCUUGACACAGCGAAUUCUUAUGUUGACGUCAAUGUUACAUUACACCACCAGGGAGAGACAGUGCUGGCACUGAGUGGGGUCACUACUUCGGGCAGACAGCAGUGUGUGAUGGUAGUUUAUGUGGACCUUUCUGAAGAGAGUGAGGCCAUCAUGCUGGGUGACCUGCCGCUACCUCACGGUACCUAUAACACCACCAUUUCCACUUCCAGGACUACUGUCUCCUGCCUCGGUGUCAUCAAUAUAGGGCAUCGGCGCCGUCUUCUACCAAACACAAGGAGCUACCCAUGGAACGAAGCCAGAAGUCGGAACCGGAGAGUGGGUGGAACGGACCUGGGUCAGGUAGUUGAGGAACCCAGUGGAACAAACAUUGGCCAGCCAGUCAAAAACUGGUAUAGUACGAUGCAGGGCCGGCCAAUGAUGAGUUGGGGUAGACUGGACCAGUUUCAGACAGUGAUGAACUGGAGUAGAACGACCCCUGUUCAACCAGUGAGGAACUGGAGUAGGACGACCCCUGUUGAACCAGUGAGGAUCUGGAGUAGAACGACCCCUAUUCAACCAGUGAAUAACUGGAGUAGAACGACCCCUGGUCAACCAGUGAGGAACUGGAGUAGAACGACCCCUGUUCAACCAGUAAGGAACUGGGGUAGAAUAAACCCGAUUCAGUUGGUCACAAGCCAAUACAGAACGAACCCGGUGCAUCCAGUAACGAGCCGGGGACGAGCAGACCCAGACCAACCAGCACCUCGAAAGGGCAGAAGAGAUCUGGACCAGCCACUGGAAGACAUCGUACUGGGCGCUGACGAUAGUGUCUCCGAUGGAUCAAGGUGUCCUUGCUGUAGUUGCUACGACCACAAUCAUACCUACUUCAACGACUCAGCUCUCCUCCAGUUUGCCUACACUGUGAACGACACUUGUGACAACAGCUGCUACGAUGUGAAUCUGAAGUUGUACAAGAUAGUGGACGCCCAUAAUGGCAGCGAGUGCACCUCGUACCACAGACACGACAUUUUCCAUCCCAUCACACGACAACCCAGGAAUAUUUCCGAGAGUCCAGUAUAUUACCACAACGUGGGUAUCGGCUGCUACUUCUACGAGAUGAGGCCCAAUGUUUACCCUCUACCAAUCAACUCUGCUCCAUUCUGGCUCCAUCCACCCAAUCAACGUCACCGACAUGAACACCUGGAACACCACCUUCUACCUCGAACCCAACCCAGAAUAUCAAUGGAACCUUACUGUUUUUCAUUCCUCCACAGCCGGAAUCUGCAUGUCAAGUGGACAGAAAAACCUGUAUACAACUUCUCUCACUAUGAGCUGGAGAUUUGGUACAGUCAGUCACAGCGUAUUAACUGUGUGGGUAAUACCAUUGGUACGCCAGUCACAGUCAUUCCCAGGGACAAGAAACUCGUACUCUCCAGUCAGCCUGGCUACGUUUUCUAUAACCUCAGUAGUGGCUGGUACUGUGCCCGCGUCACUCCGAGAGACGACCGCUGUGACUUCGACGGUUGUCAGCCACGGUCAAGCCAUACAAAACUACUCACGGAUCCCAAGGAGACGUCAGUACCUCCACCGGCACCCAGCAUAGUGCCUGUGGUAGUGGGAUCAGCUGUAGCGGUCGUACUCGCUGGCAUCGUCCUCGCCUGCUGUGUACUCAAACGAUGCCCAGUUAUCGGAGGACUAAGUGUCGCUUAUUCCAAAGUGAACCAGAUGGUAAAGCUGGGAGAGCCCCAGGUGGCACUGCUGGCCUGGUCACCCUAUGGACCUCACGGGGCAGAAUUUGUACCUAUCAUCUCAGCCUUCAAGAAAAUUCUCAAGUCAUACUCCAGAUGCCAGGUGUAUGAUUAUCUUGAUCUUCUGUCUCUGCCUGGAGAACACCUGCAACACCUGCUAGUAUCACCCACCUCUUGGAUUGAUGCCCUCUUAGCUGAUACCACUGUCAAGAUCAUUCUGGUGGGGAAUGAAGGCUCAAAACUUCGCCAAGCUGAGGGAAUGUUACCAGCCAUGGACCACAAGCACACACACUUCCCCGGCCAGAGUAAUCCACACGACAGUAUGCUCUUCCCUUACUUGUUACGGAGACUCCAAGACUCUCCUCAUCUUGCAGGAGACUACUCCAGAAUCUUCCAUGUCAGAUUUUCUGAUGUGAGUGACGCUACGGCCGAGCUGGACGGUAUUGUGUCCUGGACCAGGUAUCGUCUGCCAGAACAUCUAAGGAAACUCACUCUCUCCUUGCAUGG
Cherax quadricarinatus is the source of this 2454-nucleotide messenger RNA. Lineage: Eukaryota; Metazoa; Arthropoda; Malacostraca; Decapoda; Parastacidae. The record is from RefSeq and is a predicted model, not a curated record.